Messenger RNA from Drosophila subpulchrella, 981 nucleotides. RefSeq lists its product as uncharacterized. The transcript is spliced from 3 exons. The record is from RefSeq and is a predicted model, not a curated record. Lineage: Eukaryota; Metazoa; Arthropoda; Insecta; Diptera; Drosophilidae. The coding region runs from base 83 to 451 and encodes 122 amino acids.
UUUAACUGAAAACAAAAAAUUAUUUAGAAAAUAAAAUACACAUAUACAUUUCGAGAACAGACGCAUUCUUAUAGGCGGCAAAAUGUGCUGCGGUUUUAAUAUAGCUUGUUGCACUAAACCUCGCGAGGAAAAUCCCUUCGCUAAUCCUAAGGUUAAGCGUCGGUUUAUUUGGAGAGUGUUGCUCAUAUUGGAUGGAUGCCUGAUAUGUACCCUCAUUCCAACGUUCAUCUUCCUGUGCUACCCACCGGCCCACUCGUAUAUUGCCGGUACAUCGUACGUCUUUGCCAUUCCAGCCAUUAUUGCUUUUAUAGUAGUUCAGGCCUUCUUGUGCUUCGCAAUGAAACUUCUCCAAAAAAGGCCCGUCAAGAUUAUAUUCUUCAUUAUAUGGAUCAUUGUCCAUACCAUCUUACUAACCGCGGUGUCAGUUUGGUUUGAACCGUGGGUGUUCUAACCCGAACCAGACUUUGAUACCUUGCGGAAUUCUGGCGUUUGUGAUUUUGGCUAUGGUCGUAUAUUCGAGAUUCGUUCGCUGCCAGAUCGGCCAUAAAAUUCCGUUAGCCUACCUCGUUGCAGCCGGAUUAGUUGUCAUAAUACAUGCCAUCCUUCUAGGUUUUUUUUUCAAGUAUUACUGGUUUCUCAUAUUGGUUAGCUUCUCCGUAGUGCUCAUUUUGAUAAUGGUAGUGGUGCUGGAUAUUGAUCUAAUAGUUCGCGAUAAGACACGUCACAAGUUCGGAAAGCAUGAAUACAUUGUGGCUUCCAUGAUCAUUUUGCGUGACGUUAUAUGGAUCGUUAUCAUAGUUAUUAUAAUAUUGAUAGCUGCUGCCUCAAGUUGUAAUUGCUGUGGAGAUGAUAGUGAUCAUGAAAGUCAUGAAAGUAAUGAAAGUCAUGAAAGUAAUGAAAGUGGCUCUAGUGGGUCUUCUGCUUCUAGUGGAAGCGGAGGCUCCUCUUCCUAAAUUUGUAUGGUGUAUCAAAAUUUCUAUA